Messenger RNA from Enterobius vermicularis (human pinworm), 243 nucleotides. The record is from the annotation of a GenBank genome assembly. Lineage: Eukaryota; Metazoa; Nematoda; Chromadorea; Rhabditida; Oxyuridae.
AUGGAGUCACGAAAGUUACGUCGUCUGCAAAUUGGUCUUCCGGACGCUCCUGGAAACGUUCAGGUUGAGAUUGGCCCUCAGCCGGGUACAUUAUUAGUUUCAUGGUCUCCAGUCACAUCGCAACCAUUGCCGCCUUCGCGUGCUGCCGUUCAUUCAUAUUUAAUCUAUGCUGAUGGUCGUAAUAUUGCUCAAGUUCCUGAUGCAAAUGGCAAAGUUAGCAAUCAGUUGAAUAGUGAACUUUAG